Molecule: messenger RNA, 1460 nt
Organism: Labrus bergylta (ballan wrasse)
Lineage: Eukaryota; Metazoa; Chordata; Actinopteri; Labriformes; Labridae
Gene: star
Product: steroidogenic acute regulatory protein
Biological process (GO): regulation of steroid biosynthetic process; steroid biosynthetic process; intracellular cholesterol transport
Cellular component (GO): mitochondrion
Molecular function (GO): cholesterol transfer activity; cholesterol binding
Source: RefSeq, a predicted model, not a curated record
CCUCUCCACAGCACUCACAGCUGUUCUUAUCCACGUCUUCCAGAAAGAUCUUCAGCUCUUACAGAAUCUGAAUAUUUGUAAUUGACUUGCUUUUACGGAUAUCUCGUUCUUUAAAAGCUAUAAAACAAACUCCAAGAACAGAAAAAUGCUGCCUGCAACCUUCAAACUGUGUGCUGGCAUCUCCUACCGGCAUAUGAGGAACAUGACAGGUUUGAGGAAGAAUGCGCUGGUGGCCAUUCACCAUGAGCUGAACAGACUUGCAGUCCCGGGCCCCAGUAACUGGAUCAGCCAAGUCCGCAGACGUAGCUCCCUCCUCAGCUCUCGAAUUGAAGAAGAGAAGGGAUAUAGUGAGGAGGAGAUUUCUUAUGUGAAACAAGGUGAGGAUGCACUGCAGAAAGCCAUCAGCAUCCUCAGUGAACAAAAUGGCUGGACUAUUGAGACUAUGGCUGCAAAUGGAGACAAAGUCCUGAGUAAGACAUUGCCUGACAUCGGGAAGGUAUUCAAGCUGGAAGUUAUGCUGGAGCAACAUCCUGACAAUCUUUACCAAGAGCUGGUGGGAAAUAUGGAGCAGAUGGGCGAGUGGAACCCAAACGUCAAGCAGGUCAAGAUUCUUCAAAAGAUCGGCACAGACACAAUGGUCACUCAUGAGACGUCUGCAGAGACACCCGGCAAUGUGGUGGGGCCCAGAGACUUUGUAAGUGUCCGCUGUGCCAAACGCCGGGGCUCCACUUGCUUCCUGGCAGGGAUGUCCACUCAACACCCCAAAAUGCCACAGCAGAGGGGGGUGGUCAGAGCGGAGAAUGGUCCUACCUGUAUUGUAAUGAAGCCCUGUGCUGAAGACCCAAAUAAGACCAACUUCACCUGGCUGCUAAAUAUAGAUCUAAAAGGCUGGAUCCCAAAGACAAUCAUAAACAAAGUGCUCUCUCAGACACAGGUGGACUUUGCCAACCACCUCAGGCAAAGGAUGGCUAAUAAUGUUUCCAUGGAGAUGGCUCAUGCCUGCUGACACAAGAUGCCUCUUGAGCUUUGACUCAACGGUGGCAGACGAGCAAACCCUGUCUGAGCAGGAAGGAGAUCAGUUGAAAAUGAUGCUUGUCUGAGACUUUUGGAAAGUCUGUCAUAAAAUUGGCCAAUGUGUUUUAUUACCACUACAAUCUUACUCAUUGUGUUAUCUGAUCGUUUAAUCCCUUAACUCGCAGACAUGUUGAGUAAGUGCGAGCAGUAAAACAUGCAACAAUCUGCACAUUGUUUUCUUCUGAUAAACUCCCAAUUUCCCCCUCCCUCUGUGAAAUUGCACUUUUAUUUCUGUGUUGUAUUUAUUGAUGUCACACACCCAUGCAUUGAAUUACAAUGACUGUCAAGUGAAAGAUGAUUGUCAUUUAUAUUUAUGUCUUUAUGAAUUUAUUGUUCUGUUGGACAGGUAUAGUUUUAAAUAACAAUUCUAUCUCUUUCCUGAUACA